UUUUAUGAGGUUUGGUGAUCUCUCGGUCACGGGGAAAGAGGGAGGGAGCAAAGCGAUUAGACGUGGAAGAGAAAAAUUAGGCUUCCGAAUUGGGCUCCGUCUGAAUGAGAGUUUUCUUGGUAAAAAUUAGAUUGCGUGCAUGAAGCAAAUUUUGAAUUCCGAUCGGGAUUAGGGGUUGUUUUCUCGCAUUCUGGCGAUCUCGUCACCGCCGGCCUUGGCCGGAAUUCCUCUGUUUACCGGCGAUCUAUCCUUCGGACUAGAAUCUUGAAGAAUUUGAUGCGGUUUUCUGACCAAAUCUUUCUUGUGGAGGUUGUUUCUUUCCUUCUAGCACAUGGUAUAUAUUUCAUAAACUCGUUGGAUUAAUGGAGCAACUGAAACUGCAUAUUGUCUGCGUCUCCAUUUUUGCAUCUGAAGAAAGGUCGUGGAUACAGUGAUGUUUUCCUUGCUGUUUGAUGAUCUUCUUGAAGGCAUGAGUCUCUGAGAUAUGGUGUUUAAGAAGAGGUUGGAAUACAGUUUCAAUGGCUACCAGGUUCCUGCAAUGCCUCAAAUUCCAAAAUCUGCCAAGGGAAAGCGUUCAGUUAGAAGGAAGGUGGUGGAUGGCCAAAUGUGUGCAUUUGACUUGCUUGCAGCUGUAGCAGGGAAGAUACUAGAGAGAGAAAAUUCUUCGACUCUGAGUAGCAUAGUCGGAAACUCUAACCAGAAUGUUAAACAGGAGCAACUGGAUGAAGAGAAGCCAUGCAAAGAUGAAGCUUUUGAUCAAGUAAGCUGUAAGGAAAGUACAUCUGGUUCUGAACUUCCCAUACAGAGGCAGAUUCUCCACACUUUGAAGGAACAUUCGCAAAUUCCAAAUGCAACAGCUUCAGAAUCUACUUUUGUUGCUGUAAAAUCUGAUGUAUUCAACAAGGAUAUUUAUACUGGGGAUUUUGUGGCUAAUGGCAGCAAGGAAGAACUUGCAUAUUCUCUUGGCACAACUGCCAAGAAAUGUUGCACUGAUAGUUACUCUCCUUGUUCUGCAGAGUCAUGUCAAGCCGAAUUCAUGGAAGGGAUCAACAAACCAAUUGUAUCUGAUCAGCAUGAAGCUGCAACUUCAAUGGUUAAAAACAUCCAGCACUCCUGGAGUUUGGACAAUCCAGUGGAGCAGGAUGCUAAACUCCCUGCUUUGGCUAGCUUAGACAGCAGUGUCAAGGUGCCUCUGAAUGGGCAUCUCAUUCCUCAUAUUAGCUCCUUUCUUAUUUGUCGGGAUGAUACAGAACUACUUGUAGAUAGAGAUGAUGACGAAAACUCUUCUGGGUGCACUCAUCCUAGCACCAUAACUUCUAAGGCCUUGAAGCCUCAAUAUCAUAAAAUAAGAAAGCUGUUUUCUAAAACUGAUGUAGAAACGAAGCCUGCUUUUCACAGUCUGAAAUUUUGUUACACACGCCGAAGGACACAGAGGUAUUCAUUUAAGAGGAGAAAGGUGUAUGAGCACCGCUUAAUGUCACCAUCUGAUGGGGGAAUUAGUAGCAAAGGCUUUUGUAACUCAUCUGAAAAAGAAAUAAAUUACAAAACAAAUAAUUCACAUUCUGCUCUGCAUGGAGAGAAUGGUACAUCAUCUUCUGCUUCUGGUCAAAUAUCAUCAUAUAAAUCUGAAAAUUUCCAUGUGAAACUCAGUAUCAAAUCAUUCAAUGUGCCAGAACUUUUCAUAGAGAUUUCUGAAACUGCUACUGUCGGUUCGCUUAAGAGGACAGUCAUGGAAGCUGUGACAGCUUUUCUUGGAGGUGGAUUGCACGUGGGAGUUCUACUCCAAGGAAAGAAGGUUAGAGAUGAUAAUAAAACCCUACUCCAAGCUGGAAUAUCUCAUGUUGAUAAGCUGGACAAUUUGGGCUUUAUGCUGGAGCCAAAGUCUACAGGAGCUUCAUCACCAGUCACAACCACUGAAUAUCUGCAUACCCUUCGUCCCUGUGAUGCUACUGAACCAUUAGCCAGGCAUCCAGCUGCUUCUCCUGCACCAGUUCCAGAGAUAUUUAAUGCCAGUCCAGAGCCUCCGGUGACCUCUGCAGUGAAUUUUCCUGAGAGUGAUCAUGAUUCAGUUCACUCCCCUAUUGAUACUAAAUUAGUAAAUAAAGCCACAGCAACAACAUCUAACUCACGAGCUCUAGUUCCUGUCCCAGCCAUGAGCGUUGAUGCCUUGUCCAUGGUUCCAUUGCAUAAACCAAGGCGGUCUGAGCUUGCUCAACGUAGGAUUAGGAGGCCAUUCUCUGUCUCUGAAGUUGAAGCACUGGUCGAGGCAGUUGAAAAGCUUGGAACUGGAAGGUGGAGGGAUGUCAAACUUAGAGCUUUUGACAAUGCUAAGCAUCGGACCUAUGUAGAUCUGAAGGAUAAAUGGAAGACGUUGGUGCACACUGCAAGAAUAUCUCCUCGUCAAAGGAGAGGGGAGCCGGUACCUCAAGAGCUUCUGGACCGGGUUCUUGCCGCGCAUGCCUAUUGGUCCCAGCAGCAAGCCAGGUUCCAGGUCAAAACCCCUCUAGCUGAGGCCUGCGUGCUAGUCUAGAUCUCUUCUUUCCGUCAACAAAUAUUUUGGAGCCAAGAGAACCGUUUCUUGUAAAUAUAUGAUAGAAGAAAGGGGAAAGGUAACAGUAAGACAAUUCAGGAGUUUUUGUAAUAUUCUCUAUCUCACGCACACCAUCAUUCCUAAGCCAGUGAUUCGUCUCCUUGUGAAUUCUGUAACGGAGAGGGCUCAUUUGGCAUCUGUACAUGAUGAUGACGAUGAUGCCCCAGGGACAAAGGAAAUAAGACUGGUGUUGCCAGCAAUGUUCAUUCUCAUGCUGUUGACCCCCGUUUCAUCAAGUUGUCUUCUGGUUCCAAUUAGCAUAAUUUUCUUUGAUUUGA
Elaeis guineensis (African oil palm) is the source of this 2868-nucleotide messenger RNA. Its product is annotated as telomere repeat-binding protein 2. Lineage: Eukaryota; Viridiplantae; Streptophyta; Magnoliopsida; Arecales; Arecaceae. The record is from RefSeq and is a predicted model, not a curated record.